Messenger RNA from Chroicocephalus ridibundus (black-headed gull), 2736 nucleotides. It is a transcript of the gene RSRC1, whose product is annotated as arginine and serine rich coiled-coil 1. The coding region runs from base 1 to 1113 and encodes 370 amino acids. NCBI's taxonomy places the organism in Eukaryota, Metazoa, Chordata, Aves, Charadriiformes, Laridae. The record is from RefSeq and is a predicted model, not a curated record. Gene Ontology annotation, cellular component: nucleus; cytoplasm. The transcript is spliced from 10 exons. Gene Ontology annotation, biological process: alternative mRNA splicing, via spliceosome.
AUGAGCUCGGCGGUGGCUUGGUGCUGCCUGUCCACCGCCCAGGAAGGCGCUGAGCUCAAACCGGCACCCGCGGCCCAGCGGCGCUUUCGCUCCCCCGGCCCAGCCCGGCCGCUAAGUUUAAAAAUGGGACGUCGCUCCUCGGACACAGAAGAAGAGAACAGAAGCAGAAGGAAAAAGAAACACCGCAGGCGUUCGUCUUCAAGUAGUUCCUCAGACAGCAGAACGUACAGUCGCAAAAAAUCUGGAAGGAAAUCAAGGUCAAGGUCGCGGUCUCGAGAUCUCCAGUCUCGUUCUCAUUCUUAUGAGAAAAGACGCAGACACAGAUCAAGCAGUAGUUCUUCAUAUGGUUCUAGAAGAAAACGCAGUCGUAGCCGAUCAAGGGGCAGAGGCAAAUCCUACAGGUCUCAAAGAUCGAGAUCAAAAAGUAGAACAAGAAGAUCACGAUCAAGACCUCGUCAACGUUCUUAUAGUCGAAGUAGUGAAAGAUCCAGUCAUAGGACAACUCAUAGCGGGUCUCGUGAAAGAGAGCGGCGUAAAGGCAGAGAGAAAGAAAAAAUAAAAGAGAAGGGCAAAGGAAAAGAAAAGGAGAUAUAUGGCGCAAAGCAUGGGGACUCUGGAAACAUCAAAGCUGGAUUAGAACAUCUGACUCCUGCUGAACAGGCCAAAGCUAGAUUACAGCUGGUUCUUGAGGCAGCUGCUAAAGCAGAUGAAGCAUUAAAGGCUAAAGAGAGAAGUGAAGAAGAAGCGAAGAAAAGAAAGGAAGAAGACCAAGCCACCCUAGUAGAGCAAGUGAAACGAGUAAAAGAAAUUGAAGCUAUUGAAAGUGACGCCUUUGUUCCACAGACAUUCAGAUCAAGUAAAGAAGUCAAAAAGUCAAUAGAGCCCCCUGAACUACAGUACGAACCUGUAGCUAUCGGAGCGGGAACUGCUGAUGCGUCUGCUCCUGAGAAAGAACCACCACCUGCCAAUAUCCCUACUGCCAUCAAAUAUCAAGAUGAUAAUUCUUUAGCACAUCCAAAUCUGUUUAUCGAGAAGGCAGAAGCAGAAGAGAAGUGGUUUCAGCGGCUGAUUGCUCUCCGGCAAGAGAGGCUGAUGGGCAGUCCGGUGGCCUGAGCAAACUGCUGUGACCAUCUCAUACCGGUUCUCCAUGAAUGCUAAGAAAUCCUACCAUUAAAUUUUCUUUUUCUCUUUUGAGGAGAUUUUAAUACUCAGUAUGAGUUGUAUAGAGAAUAAAUAUUUCAUCUGAAUAAACAAGAAUGUUCUAUCCUCUGUUUUUUUUGCCUGAACUUGUUGCUGGGUGACCUGUAUCGCUGAGCUACCUGCUGUAGAUGGGAAGGCUAUCAGAGCAGUGUAAUUUUCUUUUUUUGUACUGAAUUCCUCUAGGGUGCAAAAAACCUGACAGCCCAAGGAGGCAUAACGUUAUACCUCCCAAUCAAAAAAAUAUAUAUACCCACGUGGCAGUUUAAAGAUAAAUGAAAAAAUAAGACUGACAAAGAAAGUUCAGAUUUACCAGCGCUCAGACAGUAGAGUACAAGCGAUACCACCCCGGGCCACGCCAUCCUCUGCAGCUGGAGGAGGAUUCGGGGCAAAUGAUAUCGCUGUUAUCUCCUCUCCCUUCCGUUCUGCGUUACGGGAGCAGCUUCUGAAUCCCCAACAUCUGUGCGCGGUCUCCUUGCUGAGGGGCUCUUCUGAAUUGAUGCGUUCAUCUGAAUUGAUGCGUUCAUCCGCCUGCUCCAGCCUUAGCCCGGUUCCUACAUGGGGCGGCCGGGAGUGGAAAGAAAUGUUUUACAUUUCCUUGAACAUCUACCCACUACUGUUAGCAUCCCGGAGUAGAUCUAAAGAAAAAGUGAUGUUGUCCUUUUAAACGUAUUCGUAAAGUUUUCAGCACGUUUCAAGAAAAUACUAUUUUCUGAGCAAUUUUAAGCACACUAAGAAGGUCAGUAACCUGGAAAAGAUAGUUUUCCAUGAACUCUUAAUGGGAAAUAAUAAAUCAAUAUUAUUAAUGGGAAAUAAAUAUUAUGGCGUGUAAUAGUACAGGCCUUUCUUGAAAAGACUAAUGGCAUACCUAUUUCUGCAUAGAGUGACUGUUUUCAGCCUAUGAAGCUUCUGUUUGUCCAGGUUUGACUUUAAAACAAUAAAAGAUUAGUCCUGAUUGAACAUAUCAAAUUUAUCCUGAGCAUACUUACCAAAAAAAUCUGUCUGUCAUCCAACUAAAUGCCAGAGAUCAACCAAAUACAAUACAGAAGUAUUUUUUCUGCGGAAUCUAGAAAAGCUGUGAGAAAACUAUUAAAUGAGUAGACGACUAAACUGAGCCCCCCACCUCUGGAAACACCUCAUUGGAAAUUACCUGCAUCAGCUUUCCUGGGUGAGUCCAGACAUUCAUUUAGUGUUAUUUUUCCCUUGUGCUCAGAUCAGUGGUGGGGAAAAAAAAAAAAAAGAGGAUGAUUCUGGUGACGUCCUGUGUUUUUUGUAUUUUUUUAGAUGACUGAUGGAAAAGGAAAAAUUAAAUUUGCAUUCUAACACAUUUUUACUUUUUCUUUGUGAACAGUGUUAGUUUUACUUGGUCCUGCAUUAAAAUGGCUAUCUGGGUUUCAAGACUACCUUGUCUGCAAGAAAAAGUGGAAAAAAAAUUGUUUCCCUUGUUUCAUUUCAGCGUUUUCAAAUGGUAAAUAUUUGUCACUGUUCUGUUUUCUAAUCUCCUCCUGUGUUUCUUUCAUAGUAAAUAAAAACUAUUUG